Molecule: messenger RNA, 1070 nt
Organism: Pomacea canaliculata
Lineage: Eukaryota; Metazoa; Mollusca; Gastropoda; Architaenioglossa; Ampullariidae
Product: phylloquinone omega-hydroxylase CYP4F2-like
Exons: 10
Coding region: 81-1055 (324 amino acids)
Molecular function (GO): iron ion binding; heme binding; oxidoreductase activity, acting on paired donors, with incorporation or reduction of molecular oxygen
Source: RefSeq, a predicted model, not a curated record
UUCCGUACAACAGCAACGUCUGCUCCUUCUCAGCCAGCACGAUCCCCAAUACACUGCCAGAGAAGACAGGCCCCGCGCGGAUGGUCGGCCCCAGGCCCCGCGUGUUCCUAACGGUUCCUAACGCCGCCUCUGCCUACUCUGAUCAGCAUCCCUAUGUUCAGGCUGUGUACUCACUCUCAGAAAUGGCUCUGAAAAGAUUUUUUCAGCCGUGGUUUCACUCAGAUUGGAUCUAUUUUUUGACACCCGCUGGACGCAAGUUCCUUAAGAACUGUUAUCUAGUACACAAGGUGGCUGAAGAAGUUAUCAGCAAACGCAGAGAAGCCCUAACUGAUUCAUCUGUAAGAGAACAAGUCGCCAAGAAGAAAAGAUGUCUAGAUUUUCUGGACAUUCUGUUGACAGCCAGAGAUGAGAAUGGAGAGGGUCUCAAGUCCGAUGAAAUAAGAGCUGAGGUGGACACAUUCCUUUUUGAAGGCCAUGAUACAACGGCUAGUGCAAUUUCAUGGACAAUGUAUUCUUUGGCUCAACAUCCUGAUAUACAGGCCACUUGUCAUGAAGAGAUUGAUGAGCUGCUCAGAUUUCGAGAAACAGAUGAUAUUCUUUGGGAAGAUUUGUCUCAUCUCCCAUACCUCUCCAUGUGCAUCAAAGAAGCUCUCCGCCUUCACUCCCCUGUCCCCUUCAUUCAGCGACAGCUCACUCAAGACACAGAUCUUGAUGGCUUUCUUGCUCCAAAGGGAAUGCUUGUCAACAUCAUCGUUUACAACAUCCAUCACAACCCCACAGUCUGGGAGGACAGUUUGGAAUUUCGCCCAGAGAGAUUCACUGAAGAGAAUAUCAAUGCCCGCAGUCCUUAUGCUUUUAUUCCUUUUUCAGCUGGGCCAAGGAACUGUAUUGGCCAAAACUUUGCCAUGGAUGAGAUGAAACUUGUUCUUGCAAAGAUGUUGUACAGAUUUACCUUGGUGCUUGAUCCUGGCCAUAAAGUUGAGAAGCUUGAAUCUCUCGUGAUGAAAGCUAAAACAGGCAUACAAAUGAAAGUCAUUCCUCGAAAGCCUGCAUGAACUGUGAAAAACCAC